AUGACUAGGGGAGCGGUGGCCAAGUGUACUUCAAGUUCAAGUCGUGUGGCCCUAGUACUAGUCCUGGGCCUUCUACUCGGCUUCGUACAAACAUGCGGUGCUACCGGUACAGAGGUGUUUGGUGAUGAGGGACAGUAUGUGGACCUGUCCUGUGAUCCAGCCUACGAUGACUCCAGGACCCUCUUCUGGCAAAUUGUGCAGAGUGGCACAGGAACAGCCAUCAUCAUACUCAUCAAAGAGCCAGGGAAAGAAAUAGAGAUCCUUGAGGAUCGGUAUGCUGGCCGACUGUCCCUCCACAAUGGCAACAACCUCAGGAUCUUCAACCUGAACAGAGACGAUGAUUCUGUCGACUCGACCGACCCGGACUUUGUCGGUAGCUACAGGUGCAGCCAGGGAGCAGGACUGGUGGGAGAACAACUCAUUCUGCGAGUCAGACGGGAGGAGGUCACUGUAAGGUCUACGUUACCUACUGCAAACACCCCCUACCAGAUCUGUGUGGUAGCGCAGAAUCGCGUGAACAGCAGCCGAUGUGAGAAUGCCUACAUCCAAGCUACAACUGACAAAAAAACCCAAGAGUGUGGCCAGCAGUCCACCACAUCUCUUACAAACCCUGCAGACUCAGACAAACCACAAGUGUGCAGGCUUGUUAAGAACUAUGUGCUCACUACAACUGACAGUGUUGCCUCCUUCAAUGCGACCAUUCGGCUGCCCAGUGAACCCUACAAGUCUCCUGACCCAAACAACAGGGAGAACCAAGAACUGGUCAGCCGCAUUGUCAACUCUAUCAACACUGCCCUAAAGCCUACCCACCCUGACCUGGAGGUUGAAGUCAUUCAGUUUAGGGAGGGCAGUGUUCUGGCUGACUUGAAGAUGUCUGUGGGACAGAGAGAGGUUCAGCAUGUGAAGGAUGACUUUGUGUCGGACGUAAGAUCUGAAAGACUGACAGGCAUCGAUGUGGACAAGAACUUUGUCUUAAUAGACAAUGAAAUUCCUCCAGUUGCACAGGAUGACACAAGUCCCCAAGGCAACUCAGACCUCCUUGCCAAAGUGCUUCUACCGAUUGCAUCACUUGCGGUGAUUACCAUCAUUGCUGGGGUGGCUGCUUACUUGCUGUGUCAGAGGACUGCCUACUUUGAAGGUGCUAAAGACACCAUGGAGAUGGCAAUUGCUAUGGCUUUGCAGGCAUUGCAAGAACUAACAAAGGAUGACGCCAAGCUGUCCAUUCUACUCCCAACUCCACCUGCAACAGAGAAGCCCAUCUCCAACGUCAGGCUACCAGAUGUCGGCUUUCACGAGAGUGCUGACUGUAAGAGCAUUGUAGCUAAGGCAAAGGAAUCCCCUUCCUUAGUAGUAAGUGGUCCCACGGGUAGUGGUAAAACACAGGGGGUUCUGGCAUAUGCUCAGGAGUUUGCAAAGAAAAACAUGAAUUCGGUCAUGUGGUUCUUUGGUCGAUCAGAGAAUGAGGAAAAGGGCCUUACGAAGGAAACUGUUUUAGAGCAAGGUAGGGAUCUAGCCAACAAGCUUGGGGAGGGCAACCUUACACCAGAAGAGUUGCCUAACAAAGUCAUGGAGUCUCUGCAAAAUCGCCAGGGCAAAAGCCUGAUGAUUUUUGAUGACGUCACUGCUACAAGUGGCAUCCCUGCUGCCUAUCUGGCAAUGAACGAGAAAGUCGCUGUGUUCAUCGUUACACGAAGCGCCAACCUUGACCUAAACCUUCCCGAGCACAAGAUGGAGGGCUUUGCUGAUGAAGAUGUGCUGGAGUACUUCAAGAGUCACAAGAAGUCUGUAGAAAUCUUCAAGGAAACAUCUGACGAAGACCUCCUGAGGCUUGGCAUCCAUUUUGGCAACCUCCCACAUGGACUGACCCUGGCAAGAAGCUACCUGCUGUCAUCAAGGACUUUGGUGAAAGGCUACCUUCGCCAGCUAGAGGAGAGGUCCAAGGGUGUUCCUAGUGAGCUUAAAGAGCACGAGAAGGCAGUGUAUGGCGCCAUCCUGACAUCCACGGAGGACAGAAUGUCAAGAUCAUCCCAAGAUAUGCUGAAGUUCCCUGCCAUUCUGUCCCAGGACCGAAUUCCUGUCUUUAUCCUCAGCAAGGCUCUUGAGAUAGCUUCUGGCGAGACCCCAAACAAAGAUGAAUUCAUCAGAGAGGUGGAAGAGCUGUCCCUCGCUCGCGUUGAAGGGAGGCAGGAAGAAUGGAUCGACGGACGGAUGAUCAGCGUUCAUCAGCAAACACAGGCAGCCAUCUUGUCUAGCCUAGACGAGCAGCAACUGGACACGAUGACCAAGAGCCUUGUCCAAACCUUCCUCGAGUACUUCCACAAAGAUACCAGGAAGAUCCAAGAUGGCUACAUCAACGGUCUGCUUCUUCCACACGUCGAGGCUGUACUCAAGCUUCCCAACAUCAGUAAGCUUCCUGAGGAAUUCCUCUCAGGUCUGGCUCGACUGUACGAAACCGUCGGCUACAUGUACUGCCAAAAGCGUCUGCCAGAAGUUGCAGCCCCAGCACUAGAGAAGUCCAAGGAAAUGAUCGGUGCACUUGUCCCAUUGGAUACAGACGCUGACAACAUCUACCAGUUGCUUGUGAGGGAGGGAGAAAAGCUGUACGACAAGGAAGAUGUCUACAGCAAGAGCUUGAAGAAAAGGGUUUUGACGACAGGAGAUGUGAAGGUUCUAAAAUCCAAGGUCCCAACACUGAGUGAUGAGUUCAGCACGGCAGCUAAGAUGGGAAAACCCCUAACUGAAGACCAAUACGAAAAGCUAGUGGAGCUACAUUUGGCCUACAACUCUGAGCAGAGCAAGCAAUCGUUCCUGGUUGAGCUGGUAGCUACCGUCCUCUACACCUCUGCCCGCAGAAUCUUCUACUUCCAGGGUGAAGAGAGGGUACGGUACAGGCCGACUGCUGAACAGGACUUGAAUCUGUCUUUGGCGCUCAGCCGCAAGCUCGCAGAAGACCAAGGGUUGCAGAUCUUAAACAAGAUGCUGUCCCGACGAGCGGGCACACUGUACAUUCUGAAAGAAACGGACGGCAAGUCACCCGAGCAACAGAAGAGCGACUUUCUUCAGGCCAUUGCAGGGUAUCAAGAACUCAUCAAUGAUGAAAACGACUACUUUGAGAACGGCGUCCUGAAGAAGAUCGGAGAUGAUGACUUCCACUGGAUGUUCUGCUACAGAGCCAUCGUCGAUUCCUACCGACGUCUUAUCCGCCUGGCCACAACCGACCAAGAGAGGGCUGACUUCAUCCGUCAGCACAACGAAAGCGCAAAGAAGAUGGUAGAGUUUGGAGAGAAGCAACUAAAGACAGACGACAAGGGGAAUGUCAUCGAAGAGCCCGAGAUGCUGCCAGAAGUCUACAACAUGGCUGGAGACUUCCUUGUAGAGAUGCUGGAGAAGGGUUUGGUGAUGGACCAGGGAGCCACAGCUGCAGAAGAUGGAAACCCUUUGGAAGAGGCAGAGAAGUGCUACCACAAGGCGCUAGACGUAAAGUCUAUCAAGUCACACCACGAGGCAGUGUCCCGGCUUGGCUUAGCAAAGGUUUACACCUUGAUGUACGAGGCAGAAAAGUCCAAAGCUGCCCAAAACGGGACUUCAGCAACAAACGGGGACACCAGGAUACCCAUAGAAGGUACAGAAGAGAAGAUCCCAUUGGUCGAAAAGCAGCCAACCCUUGACGAGAUCCACCAUUUGACCAAUGCGAAGGGGGAUAUGAACAAGUGUCUGGAAAUCUACGAGGAGAAACUGAGGAACAGGAUGAAGGACAUCAAAGAAGCAAAGAAGUGGAACGACCGCAUUGUGCGUCACAUUGACAGUCUGCUUACUGAGACAAAAGAACAAGAGACGACUGUUGUUUGAAGCCAAUACUGGACUCUCCUCAAGCAAAUUGAAGCAAGGGUGCUCCCCCCCUCCCCAAAAUUCUAGCACCUCUCCCAAAAUGUUCAAAUUCAGGGUUUUCUCUUAGUAUUUUAAUGAAAAUUCCCUCAUUUUUUCAUCAACCGAUUAUGGAGCACCUCUCCACUAAGACUUUCUGGGGAGACCCCUGGAAU
This is a messenger RNA of Branchiostoma belcheri (Belcher's lancelet), 4040 nucleotides long. RefSeq lists its product as uncharacterized. NCBI's taxonomy places the organism in Eukaryota, Metazoa, Chordata, Leptocardii, Amphioxiformes, Branchiostomatidae. The transcript is spliced from 11 exons. The coding region runs from base 1 to 3849 and encodes 1282 amino acids. The record is from RefSeq and is a predicted model, not a curated record.